AGUGCUCCAUGCCUCUUGUUCGCUAGGAUGUCCGGAGCUGAUAACCCUGUCUCCUUUGUGCUCAAAGUGGGAGAUGAUAUUACCAGCAGCCUGACAGCAGGGAUCAAUGAAAUCAUCAAGCUGAUCCCUUCCGAGCAUCAAGAGAUUCCUUCCUCACAGCCGGUACCUGCUGCGCCCAACAACACACCAGGAAUUGUACCCGAGGGCGGCGGAUCGACAGGAGAAGUGGAGGAAAUUUGGGACGAGGAGGAAGCAGAGGACGAGCAGGAUGAAGAAGCGGUUGCCAGGUUGCUCCUGCAGCACCAAGAUACAGCAUGGAUCCAGGUUCGCAAGCAGCUUUUUGACAUGGAGGAUGAUUUCAAGGAAUGUGUUUACGAGAACUACCAUCUGUUGUGCAGAAAGUCGUUUGUACAGCGAUGGAUCAACUCUUGCAAUGGAGAUGUCGAGCGGACAGUGACCAGAUUGAAGAAACACUUGAAGUGGAGAACAAGUUACAAGAUCAACACAAUCCUGAGCGAAGAUUGGAGCCAAUUCGACCAAGAAGAGAUGUAUGCCAGUGGAAUAGACCUCAAUGGCAUUCCGUCCAUGACGUGGAGGUUGUCAAAACACAAGAGGAGUUCGAUCUCAGUGGAAGACUACAUGCGCUUCUUGAUAUGUGCUAUGGAGAAGACGUGGGCGACGAAUCCUUAUGCUGCUCAUAUGUCGUGCAUGGAAACUGUUGUUGAGAAUUACCCAGACAAUCUGGAGCACAUCUUUAUCUUCCCGGUGAUCUGGGUUGUGGAUCAGGUAGAUACCGACAUUGUUGUUGGUGUAAUUGUCAUUGUCGGGGGACAGGCUGUCAGUCUGGCAAAGAAGAUUGUUGCAGAGGAGACGGCGCGCAAAGUUUGA
This is a messenger RNA of Guillardia theta CCMP2712, 888 nucleotides long. RefSeq lists its product as hypothetical. Lineage: Eukaryota; Cryptophyceae; Pyrenomonadales; Geminigeraceae. The record is from RefSeq and is a predicted model, not a curated record. Bases 28 to 888 code for a protein of 286 amino acids. The transcript has 12 exons.